AUGUCAGGCAGUGACAGUGAAUGGAUCCAAAUUAAGGAUGAGGCGGCCACUGUCCACGACCAGGCCAUUCGCGAGGAGCAAGAGACUACGCCGUUCCUGGCCGAGGCCCAGGUGAUUGAGUCUGACAACAAGCCACUGUCCGAAAAGUUGCAAGAAAUGGAGGACGCGUUGGCCAAGUUGUCCGUGCGCAAGGAGAAAAACAGGUUGGCCUUCGAUGAUGACGCCGAGAUCAUCGAGAUCAGCCCUCGCAAGCCCCAGAAGAAGGAUGCCGCUGCCGCCUCGACCACGGGCGCCUUUGGCCCCGAGGGAGAGGUUGGUUCUACUGCGUCUUCGGCCAUGGAAACCGACACCAUCGACCCGAAUGCGCCGAUCCAGUUUGUGUUGAAGGAGUCGGGCCUCUACGCCAUUAAGGGAUUCCCGGAGGGCCUGCCCCAUGUGGACCAAGCCACCAAGAAGUUGGCCAGAAGCAUCACUAAUGACGAUGCGGCAACCCUGGUCCUCCGCUUUAAGAACGUGAACUGGACUCAGGCUUCCUUGCAGCGGGAGAUGCUCAAGGUCUGCCAAAGGCACCUGAUCAGCGAAGCACUGUUCGGUCCCAUCGGCCAUCUGCUCCUUGGAGUAGUUGCCACUGGAUGUCGUCGCCUGCCAUGUGAUGCCUUCAGGGGUAUAGACCAGCUUCCAGACGAUGCAGGUUGGCGGGGCGCGAUCGACCGCAAUGACCUGUUUCUUGCAGGGCGUACAGGUGCCUUCAACCUUGGCGUUGGGCCACUUCUGGAAACAGUUGGGGCACAUGAGCUCGUAGUCCUGUUGGCCUGCCUCGAGGUUAGCAACAACAUCCAGGGUCAGCAGGCGCAGAUGUAUGAAGUGGAGGGCAAGGCGCGCAGACCGACAGAGGCUGACGCGGAAGCCGUGAUAGACCCCCAGAUUGCCGUCCUGCAGGAGCUGCAGAUGGGAGCCCUGUCAGUAGAGGAUAGCAAGGCCAAGUCUGCGCAGGUCCUUCGCCACCUUGACCGCUUCCGCACCCUCCUGAAGCGCGACUACACACAGGGCCCCUGGGGCAAUCUUGACACUCUGCUCGAUGCGCAGACGCAGCUGGACAAGGCCAAGGCCCAGAACAAGCGUCGACAGGUCAUGGACGCCGCCGAGCUGGAGCAGAUGCAGGAGGCAUACGGCAGGGCCAAGAUCUUGCUUGCGCAGGGUCGCUCUCCAUUCCCUGCCGCCCUGCUAUCUGAGAUGCCCUCCUGUGCUGCGCUUGAGCGUGAAAAGGCUGCGCUCGGGAAUUUCCACGGGCACUUGCUCUCCCUACACUUCGGCGAGCAGAGAAUGUGUGGGGGCAAGUGGUCGCGCAGAGAUGGUGCGGCAGAGGUGCUCAUGUUGGAGAUGAAAACGCACCCCAGCACCUACGACAAGUUCUUUGAGCCGGUCGUCUUGGACUACGCAGAUCGCCAGGGGCAUCUGCCCAGAACUCACGGCGAUCCGGGGGGCAUUCUUUGCGGAAGGCGACGACACUUACCACUGGAUCAGGGAGGUGUUGAUAGGGCCGCGUGGAGUUCUACAAGAGGGCGGGCUUUUCAGAACAACUCCCUGCUCUUGGACCCGCAGAACCGCACCCGCCUCCGCUUCUCCAGGAAUGGCUUGGAACAGGUGAGCAAGGCGCUCUGGACUGUCAUCCUGUCCAAUCCGGGAGCUCGCGGCCAAGCGUGCGGAGAGAUCUGGAGCCAAGAGGCCCAGAACAUCAUGGCUACGGAGCCACCCUCUCAGGAGGACUCGUCCUCGGGCGCCGUUGGCCCCGACCAGGACCAGGUCCACACCGGGCGAGUGGCUGGCCAGACAGCACCAUCCCUGCCGCCUGGCAAGGGAACAUGGACCUUGGACCUGCUUGCAGAAACGGUGUGGAUAACACAUGUCUUCAAGUCUGGCUUGGCCUCAGUGGGCUCUUUUAUCCUUGACAUUGCUAAGGAACUGAUGCCGGCCUUCCAGCUCGCUGUCGGUGAAUGCUGGGACCCUUUGGAGGUUCCCCCACCAGAAGGACAUGCCAACUAUUCCUCGACCAAGUCCUAUGCUGCUGAAAUCCGGGCCACCUUCAUGGAAGAAGUGGACCUCGGCAUGGUCACGGGCCCACUCUCGAAGCAGCAGGCAGCGCAGAUCUGCAGCUGUAGGGCGGAGGACCUCUGCCCCUGUCCAAUGGCGGGCAAUGAGUGGACAAGAUCCGCGCCAUCUUUGAUGGAUCUCAUGGGGGUGCGAAUGCGCGCAUCCAGGCCGCCCAUGAUUGUUCGUCUGUUUGCCUCCUUGCUUUUGCGUAUGUUUGAAGGACAGCAUAGACAAGCCUCCCCUUUUGCUCCAGUCUCAACACGGCAUGAAGCCAGCGAUGCGAGUGCCUCCGAGACUGGCGCCGUCUUCCUGGGCGGAUGGCUCUCCAACCUGGACAACCCGCAGAAGAAGGAGGUCUUCUGGUUCCAUUACCAGAUUACGCCAGAGAAGCACCCCUGGGCUUUUGAGAAAGGGGACCCCAAACGUAGAAUUGGAGCCCUCGAGAUGUUUGGCUCUCUUCUCCUAGCAAAGUUCCUCAUCUUGAAGGACGACGCAGGGGUUCCGAACCUCCGUAUCCCCAUGGUCUCGGACAACCAGAGCAACAUCUACCCGAUGCUCAACCAGAAGACGCGGAAGCUUCACACGGCCCUGGUUCUUAUGGAGAUGCUCCUCCAGAUCCACGGUGCGGGCCUGCAGCUGGCGCCGUCUCACGUGAAGCGGCACCUCAAUACGUGGGCUGAUGAACUCACCCACCCUAAUUUUGCAGGUUUUUGCAUAGAGAAGGAAGUGUCUGUCGAAUCAGUGCUUCCUCAGUUUUCCCUUUUGAACACUGUUCUUUAUGGUCCUACUCCGCUCAUUUAA
Messenger RNA from Symbiodinium pilosum, 2892 nucleotides. The record is from the annotation of a GenBank genome assembly. Lineage: Eukaryota; Dinophyceae; Suessiales; Symbiodiniaceae.